Molecule: messenger RNA, 405 nt
Organism: Lagenorhynchus albirostris (white-beaked dolphin)
Lineage: Eukaryota; Metazoa; Chordata; Mammalia; Artiodactyla; Delphinidae
Gene: NMS
Product: neuromedin S
Exons: 8
Coding region: 1-405 (134 amino acids)
Source: RefSeq, a predicted model, not a curated record
AUGAAGCAUCUUCUUGCCCAAUUCCCAUCCAUUUUGGCCAUUUAUUGCUUCUGCCUACUACAGAUUCCCUCCUCAGGAUUUCCUCGACCUUUAGCUGCUCCUCCAGAUGGCUUGAAUAUCGUGAAGCUUGAGCGGCUGGCAUAUUGGGCAACUCUUUCUAGACAACCUAAGGAUAAUCAAGACAUAUACAGAAGGUUUUCAUUUCAUUACUCCAGAACUCAGAAGCCGACGCAUCCAGUUAAAACCGGGUUUCCUCCUGUGAAUUCUCUAAUGCGUCUGGCUGCUAAGCUGGCCAACCAAAGGAUGAAAAGAUUUCGGCAGCGCGAUCACACUGCCACCUUGGAAAGACCAUUUUUCCUUUUCAGGCCAAGGAAUGGAAGAAACCUUGACCUUAGCACCUGGUAG